UGAUAAGGCCUACGGAGAGUGCCCAAAACAAGAUGUCAAAAUAGUCAUCGGAAAUUCAAAUGCGCAGAUCGACAGAGAAACUUUCUUUCGGCCUGUCAUUGGAACGGAAAGCCUUCAUUCUGUUACCAACGAUAAUCGUCUGCGCCUUGUGACAUUCGCUGCUGCUAGAGGGAUUGCAAUCAGCAGUACCUACUUCGCACGUAAGAAUAUCCGAAAACACACCUGGCAACACCCGAGUGGUGACACUUGCUCCCAGAUAGACCACGUGCUGGUCGACGGGCGACAUUUCUCGGACGUCAUAGAUGUGAGGUCCUACAGAGGCCCGAACAUCGACUCGGAUCAUUAUCUUGUAGCCGCUAAAAUUCGGGCGCGAUUAUCCAGCGUCACGAGUUCAAGAAACAACAGGACGAUGCGUUUCAAUAUCCAGCGCUUGUCAGCCGAAGGGGUUGCUGUACAGUACCAUCAGAAGCUAGACGAGAGGAUAGGAGAGACCAACGGAUCUGGAGAUGUCAACAGCUUAUGGGGAAGUAUCCACGAAGCAGUGACAACAACAGCGCAAGAGGUGAUUGGUACCGCUCAGCGACGCCAACGUAAUGGUUGGUUUGACGAGGACUGCCAACGAGUGACGAACGAAAAGAAUGCCGCCAGAAGUCGAAUGCUAGUGGCCGGACCAGGCAGAACAGAGAUCGGUACAGGGUUGCAAGAGCAGAAGAGAAACAAAUCCACCGCAGGAAAAAAAAACGGCAACACGAAGAGAGUGUUAUUGCUGAAGCGCAGGAAAGUAUGGACAGGAAAGAUAUGCGGAGGUUUUAUGCAACUGUCAAUGGCGCGCGGCACAAGACUGCGCCAGUUCCCGCCAUGUGCAAUGGCCGGGAAGGAAAUUUGCUGGCAGACAAAACAAUGGUGGCAGCCAGGUGGAAGGAGCACUUCGAAGAUUUGUUGAAUGGUAGCAGCGAAGGAGCACCCAGGAACAGGACUAACAUAAUGGAUGACAGUCAAGCAGUGGAACCACCAACACUGGAUGAGGUUAAAAAGGCCCUUAAGGAGCUGAAAAACAGCAAGGCUGCAGGAAAGGACGAGAUCCCGGUCGAACUUCUUAAGCACGGAAGCGAGCAGCUACAUCAAUCAAUCCACCAAAUUAUUAUAAAGAUUUGGGAGGAUGAAGCAUUGCCGCCCAGUUGGUUGGAUGGCCUCAUAUGCCCAAUCUACAAGAAAGGGCACAAACUGGAGUGUGCCAAUUAUAGAGGGAUUACGCUUUUAAAUUCGGCGUAUAAGAUACGGCCGCGUGUCCUGUUCAACAGACUGCGACCUCUUGAGGAGUCCUUCGUCGGCGAAUACCAGGGUGGUUUUCGUGAGGGUCGAUCAACGACGGAUCAAAUGUUUGUCCUGCGGAUGAUCCUAGAUAAAUUUCGGGAAUAUAACUUGCAGACUCACCAUCUGUUCAUUGAUUUUAAGGCAGCGUACGAUUCAGUGAAAUGAAAUGAGCUUUGGCAGAUAAUGUCAGAACAUGGUUUCCCGGCGAAACUAAUUAGACUGAUACGCGCAACGAAACGGAAGGGUGGAUCUGAAAAGGCUGGCCCGUCACGGAUAGAAGGGAACAGGGGGUUGCGACCGUUAUUAGACCCUCAGCAAUCACAGAGUUGGGCAGACAAAUGGGAGGACCCCCCUUAGACG
Aedes albopictus (Asian tiger mosquito) is the source of this 1674-nucleotide messenger RNA. RefSeq lists its product as uncharacterized. NCBI's taxonomy places the organism in Eukaryota, Metazoa, Arthropoda, Insecta, Diptera, Culicidae. The transcript has 2 exons. The record is from RefSeq and is a predicted model, not a curated record. The coding region runs from base 784 to 1479 and encodes 231 amino acids.